GGACGGGGGUGGUCAGAGAGAGGUAGGGGCACUCAGAGAUCCAGCAGGUGCUGCACCAUGAGUGUCUCUGUCCUGAGCCCCAGCAGACUCCUGAGUGGUGUCUCCGGGAUCCUCCCAGCGGCCUCCCUGCUCAUUCUGCUUCUGCUGCUGAUCAAGGCAGCUCAGAUCUACCUGCACAGGCAGUGGCUGCUCAAAGCCCUCCAGCAGUUCCCGUGCCCUCCCUCCCACUGGCUCUUCGGGCACAUCCAGGAGUUCCAACACGACCAGGAGCUACAACGGAUUCAGAAAUGGGUGGAGACAUUCCCAAGUGCCUGUCCUCAUUGGCUAUGGGGAGGCAAAGUUCGUGUCCAGCUCUAUGACCCUGACUAUAUGAAGGUGAUUCUGGGGAGAUCAGGUGAGAUUGAACCCCCAUCCCAACUGCAAUGUCUCUUCCCUGUUGACACAUGACCCUGGGUCUGUCAAAUUCCAGAAGAGAGUGGCUGUUCAAACAUCAAUAUCUGAAACCUCU
Messenger RNA from Pongo pygmaeus (Bornean orangutan), 508 nucleotides. Its product is annotated as cytochrome P450 4A11-like. The transcript has 2 exons. Lineage: Eukaryota; Metazoa; Chordata; Mammalia; Primates; Hominidae. Bases 58 to 447 code for a protein of 129 amino acids. The record is from RefSeq and is a predicted model, not a curated record. Gene Ontology annotation, molecular function: monooxygenase activity; iron ion binding; oxidoreductase activity, acting on paired donors, with incorporation or reduction of molecular oxygen.